AUUCCAGGGGUUUCAUUACCAUGACGUAAAGUGGGCGUUUCUGGACGUCUUGGAAAACGCCCUUUUUCAAAAAAAAAAAGAGGUCAUCGAUCAUGCGCAGAAUGCUGUUUUAUUGCGCGGGCAUUUCCAAUCCCGGGAUUAACUCCGAUGGAUAACGAGGGAGAAAUAAAAGCACCUACGAUGGAUAGUGAAGGAGAUCAUACAGAUUGGCUCCCAACAAAUUUCAAAAUAUGUACAUCAUCGGAAGAGUACAUCACAGGAAUAGUUUCUUCAGAAGAAGAACUGAAACACCUACUGGAAAAUCACAAGCGUGCAUCAGGCACAUCUUACACAGUUUGGUCUGAUGACAGUCACAAAAAACAGAAAGUGACACCACGAUGUCUAUGGAAAGUAGAAGACUAUUCAGAACAUGUCCCACUCUCUGUGAAAAGAAGGGUGAUAUAUGCUUGUCAGCACGGAAAGAACUACAAGAAGACAACCACAACAGAUGAUUUGCAUACUGAACAUGACUACAGAAGAAGGAAAAGGUUCCAUAUUCAAAACAGCAAGAAAGUGGAUUGCCCAGCAAAACUUUAUGUCCGAUAUGUAGAAAGAUAUGAUCAGUUUGCAGUGGCUAAAACAAGUUCUAGAACUGAAAAACAAGUUGCAAUUAAGGGUGUUCUGGAGUCAUUAAAAGAAAACAGCGCCGUCACUUCAGAAAUUAUCCAUGUCAAAAUACCUUUGGCAGGAGCACACAAAAACCACAACACUUCACGAAACUGUCAUUUCUCAAAUAACAUUCAUUACAUGGUGCGUGACAAAAUACAGGAAUAUGUGUCACUUGGAAUAACCUCAGUUCCUUUCCUUAAGAAGGUUCUGAAAACCUUUGUCCAGAAAGAGCUUUCAGGGAUGGGAAGCUUUCUACCGCAUCCACAAGACCCAUCAUACUACCCUUCAAGCCAUGUUAUCCAAAACCAUGUGCAUCAAGCCUUAGUUUGUGGAAAAUAUUCUGGCUUUGAUCAACUGCAGGUAGAAAAAAAAAUUGAUGAAUGGAAAUUAACAGAUCCAAAUGCCAAGUUUUUCUUUCGGAAAUGUACAGAGAACAACAUCGAGCAGACAGUUCUGAAGUUUGAAAUGAAAGCAGAAGAACAAGGAUUUCCAGGCACUGAAGACUCUGAUUUGGAGGGAAACAACACACAUGAAAUAACAUCUUCACAAGAAACUUUCUUGUUUAUUCAUCAAAAUGUACAACAACAGGAAUUACUUAAGCGUUAUGGAGAUAUGGUCCUUCUUGAUGCUACUUAUAGAACAACUAAAUAUGCAUUGCCUUUGUUUCUUGUUGUUGUUCGGACAAAUGUUGGAUACAAACCUAUCGCUGAGUUUAUAUGUGAAAAUGAGACAACUGCUGCAAUAACCGAAGCCCUUAACAUCUUGAAACAGUGGAAUCAGCAUUGGGAGCCACAAUUCUUUAUGCUUGAUUACUCACAACAAGAAUAUCAAGCUUUGAAACGUGUAUUUCCAAACUCUCAAAACUAUCUAUGCUCAUUCCAUCGUGAGCAAGCUUGGAUACGAUGGACAAAGCAAGCCAAGAACAAGUUGUCCCUCUCUGAGCAAAAUGAACUGCUUAACCACCUUCGUGACAUAGCUAGUGCUCCAAGUGAAGCAUCUUGUGAUAGGGAGGUUGAAAGACUCAAGGAGAGCAAAGUUUACAAAUCCCUUGAAGUCAAAAAUUAUGUUGAUAGAAGGUGGUUGUGUGUUCGGGAGAGGUGGUGUAGGGCCUAUGCACCACAUGGAUUCUCUGUGGCAGUUACCACCAACAAUGGAGUUGAGGCACUCAAUAAAUCAUUGAAGAGCUUCUACCUCAAAUUUUCUGGCACAGGAAGUCUUUCAUCUCUGCUUGAAACUCUAAUAUGUGAGUUUGUUCCAGAGCAGUUACUGUCAUACAGCAGACUCAACUUCAUCUACAGUAGUGAAUGCAAGACUUACAAUCCAGCUGUUCCAGCAUUCCUGAAAGACAGACCAAGAAAUUUUGUCAAACAUUGCUUGAACAGUAUCAAGGCAGCUUCCAGCUAUUCCAAAGAACACGUAAAGGUGCUUGGAAAGGAAUCUUUUCAUGUCAAGAGUGAGACAACCUCUACAUGGUACAAAGUAGAACUUGGUGACUCAGAAAAAUACCCAUCAUGUGAAUGCGUCCUCUUCAAAACAACGUUCUUACCAUGCAAGCAUUUCUUUGCCAUUUUUAGGCACACUGACAAAAAAUGGGUUGAUCUUAGCCCAGAGUACCGUCAAAGCCCAUAUAUAACUCUGGAUUUCAAUGUUGCUUUAACACAAGAUCCCCAGAGUAAUGAAAUCAGCAAUCAAGAAGACCUCUGCUUUGAUGUUUUUGACAGUCCUGUAAUAUGCACGGGGAAACAGAAACACGGUAGUGAGUCACAGUCACCAAAUGUAGCAGUCGAUCAGUGGCAUUUACGUGAACAGCUCAAGACGUUGCAUGACAUUUCAUAUAUUUGCACUGAUAAAGAAGCUAUCAAGAAUGCAUCCAGAGUUGUUCAUGGCCUUUGUGAGACCCUGAAAUCCUGUUUACCCAAGGAAGAAGGACUGGUUCUCCAGCAGCAAGAACCUGCUAAGAAAAACCUUAGGGCUUUACCAAGUCGCUUGAAGAAAGUCAAACAAAAAACAUCCAGGAAACGUAAAACAGUGGCAAUCGAUGAAAAUGAAGAGGAUGCAGAUAUCCAUAAAAAGUCAAAAACAAAUAUACCAGAAUUCCAGAGGACCGAAGACACAGAGAUGGACAAAAACUCUGUUCAGGCAUGUGGUGUGGAUCUCUCCAAAGAAGACUUGACACAAGCAACCUCUAUGACACAUGGUGACCCAUGUGCUUAUUUGUCCCAUAGUGAGCACUUACCCAGGCUGUCAGAGGACAUGGAAUCAGAGGUGAAGGAUAUUCUGGCACUACAAGACCCAAACCUGGUAAUCAGCAAAGCCUUCAAACUGUGUAUUACACAGGGUGACUUGGCAACACUGAAGGAGGGAUGCUGGCUUAAUGACAAGGUUAUCAACUUCUAUUUGUCCUUGCUAAUGAAGAGAAACAGUGAUCAGCUGGGGAGCCUUAAAGUCUUCUUUUUCAGCACUUUUUUCUACUCAAAGCUUCAGAGUGGUGAAGGCCAUGCUGGAGUGAAGAACUGGACAAAAACUCAAGACCUCUUCCUCUUUGAUCUUAUUUUUGUUCCUUUGCACCUAGGCAUGCACUGGGCUUUGGCUGUAAUUGAUUUAAAAUCCCAGACCAUACAGUGCUAUGACUCAAUGAGUCAGAGACAUGAUGAAAUCUGUCACAUGUUGUUUGCGUACCUUACUGAGGAGCACAGGGUCAAGAAAGGAUACAUCUUGGAGGCUUCCAGAUGGACCAUUGGCCGAAUGAGAACUUUUGCAAUUCCUAAACAGUUGAAUGGCAAUGACUGUGGUGUUUUUGUCUGUAAAUAUGCAGACUUCCUUUCUCAAGGAAAGCUACUCACAUUCAGACAGGAUGACAUUCCACUCUUCCGAAAAGUGAUGGUUUGGGAGAUAGUACAUCAGAAGAUCCUGUAAGCCCUGAAGCAACCAGUCCUUCAAACAUCAUCAAACAUUUUUAUAUUCCAUGUUUACAUUGAAUACUUUUUGUGUAAAUUAAAUUUACACACAAGGAUGGAAUUGUGAAUAAUUACAAAGGUUUUCUAUACAAGCAGUGGGAUGUGGAGAAGUACAGAGCUGAAUAAAAUCUGAGGUUAAACUGGA
Molecule: messenger RNA, 3750 nt
Organism: Misgurnus anguillicaudatus (oriental weatherfish)
Lineage: Eukaryota; Metazoa; Chordata; Actinopteri; Cypriniformes; Cobitidae
Biological process (GO): proteolysis
Molecular function (GO): DNA-binding transcription factor activity; cysteine-type peptidase activity; zinc ion binding
Source: RefSeq, a predicted model, not a curated record